This is a messenger RNA of Anopheles marshallii, 1698 nucleotides long. It is a transcript of the gene stck, whose product is annotated as LIM and senescent cell antigen-like-containing domain protein 1. The transcript has 6 exons. Lineage: Eukaryota; Metazoa; Arthropoda; Insecta; Diptera; Culicidae. Bases 1 to 1698 code for a protein of 565 amino acids. Gene Ontology annotation, cellular component: focal adhesion; cytoplasm; cell-cell junction. Gene Ontology annotation, biological process: cell-cell junction organization; positive regulation of substrate adhesion-dependent cell spreading; positive regulation of integrin-mediated signaling pathway. The record is from RefSeq and is a predicted model, not a curated record.
AUGAGUGCUCUGAAAUUAAAACCACUGGAAGAUUCGAACCUUUACAAGCGUCGUACUACGUCGAAGGAAAAUCUACUCCAGACGGUGGGAGGGCUCGGUGCCGUAAGCGAUAUGAUGCAUCGUCCCCGACCAGAGCUGGACGGGACGCGCGGGGACAGUCAGUCGCAAUCGUCACGGCUUGUGUCAGCGUGUUUGACGAACCAACAACAAACACCGCCCGCACGCUCACCGAUGCACAAUUUCGUCUCGUAUCCACAAUACCCGCAGGUGGAGAAUUAUUAUCAGCAACCGAAGUCACCGAUAAGAAUGGCAAGUGGGCCCUUUGCCACCCCUAAUACAACGAACGCGUCGCCGUUGGGUGUGCAAAAAAAUGUACAAUUCUUAACGCCUGCAUCGUCAGCACCUUCGGCGGCAAACAGAACCGUGUACGAUGGCAGUUCUGCUACACAGCAGCGUCGGCCUGCAGUGCCGUUCGAACAUCCGACCAGCGCAAGCCAUGCAGUGACGACACGUCAAGACAACGCCACCAGCAACGUUGGACAACAACAAUCGCCCGGAACGUAUCAGAAUCUGCCGACCACCGUACCGGCAACACCGACGACACCGGGCCGUAAGAUGGAAUCUUGGGAACAAUUUGGCAGGUCGAACCUGCAAACGGUCGCGGCCGGCGGCGUUACCUCUAACAACAUGUCGCUCGGCACCAUGCACUGUACGCGGUGCGAUGAAGGCUUCGAACCACACGAGCGUAUCGUCAACUCGAACGGCCAGCUGUGGCAUACGCAAUGCUUUGUGUGCGCCCAAUGCUUCCGCCAGUUCCAGGACGGUAUAUUCUACGAGUUCGAGGGUCGCAAAUACUGCGAGAAGGACUUCCACAUCCUGUUUGCGCCGUGUUGCAACAAGUGCAACAACUUUGUGAUCGGGCGCGUCAUCAAGGCGAUGGCCGCGAACUGGCACCCGCAGUGUUUUACCUGCGAACGGUGCAGCAUACCGUUGGCCGAUUCCGGCUUCAUACGCAACCAGAAUCGGGCGCUCUGCCACGAUUGCAAUCGGAAGGAGAAGGAGGUCGGGCUCGGUAAGCUCGUUUGCAACAAGUGCCAUGGUAUUAUUGAUGAUGUACCAUUACGCUUCCGAGGUGAAGUGUACCAUGGGUAUCAUUUCAACUGUACUGCUUGCGGUGCCGAGCUGGAUUCGUCGGCACGGGAGGUGAAGAAUCGCAGCGGUUAUGCGGCCAAUGACAUGAACGAGCUGUAUUGUUUGCGGUGCCAUGAUCGUAUGGGCAUUCCGAUUUGUGGUGCCUGUCGACGGCCGAUCGAGGAGCGUGUUGUGACCGCGCUGGGUAAACACUGGCACGUGGAGCACUUUGUGUGUGCCAAGUGUGAAAAACCGUUCCUUGGUCAUCGUCACUAUGAGAAGCGUGGCAUGGCCUACUGUGAAACGCACUACCAUCAGCUGUUUGGGAAUUUGUGCUUCGUCUGCAAUCAAGUCAUCGCUGGUGAUGUUUUCACCGCCCUGAACAAAGCGUGGUGCGUUCAUCACUUCUCCUGUUCGAUCUGCGACCAGAAGCUGGACCAAAAGUCCAAAUUCUUCGAGUACGACGAAAAGCCGGUGUGCAAAAAGUGUUACGAACGGUUCCCGAACGAGCUGCGCCGUCGUUUGCGCAUUUCGCAUGAAAAUACGAUCAAAAAGCCCGUCCCAUAG